Messenger RNA from Dioscorea cayenensis subsp. rotundata (Guinea yam), 1228 nucleotides. Its product is annotated as acidic leucine-rich nuclear phosphoprotein 32 family member B-like. The record is from RefSeq and is a predicted model, not a curated record. The coding region runs from base 493 to 969 and encodes 158 amino acids. The transcript has 3 exons. NCBI's taxonomy places the organism in Eukaryota, Viridiplantae, Streptophyta, Magnoliopsida, Dioscoreales, Dioscoreaceae.
CAGUUGACUCAUCCUCAACAUCCCCCAGGUUCAAGUCUGGCCACCGGAAGUAAGACUGCAAUGUGCUCCUGCUCAGUCUGAACCACUCGUAGUCUGACCAUCUCCACCCUGCCAUUACUCCCACGGGCAAUGCUACCAACCUUCUAGGGAUGUCCAUUGUCUUGAAGAAGUCUUCUUCUGAGUGCUUGUCACUGUAGUUGAGAGGACUGGAGACUUCAGAUCACUGCUGUUUGAGAUGACGUCAGCCCUAGUUCAUGUGUACAUAUGCUUUGCUCUGGACGGUUGGAUUUUCUCCCACGUCAGAGUCGAUCUUGGGAUUGAUGGAUAUGAACGGUCUAGAUUGUCCCUUUCAUUGGCAUACAAGCUGAAUUCUCACGCUGCCGCGGCUCUUUGCCUUGGCACUUUCGAUCCUGUUCUUGAAAAAAAAAUCGAUUUUUUAAAACAUUUUGUGAGGAGAUUUUUGUGAAGGCGAGAGUUGAGGACGAGAGGAAGAUGGAGGAUGCGAAGGCGGCGGUGAACGGCGUGGAAUAUGAUGUUGAGAGUGAUGAUGACGAGCCGCGUGAGAUUGUUAAUGUCAAGGUUGAUGAUGGUGACGAGGAUGAGGAGGAGCAAGAUGGGAGUGGAGAUGACGAGGGUGAGGAGGAAGAAGAUGGAAGUGACGACGAUGAGGAUGAAGAAGAUAGUGACGACGAUGACGAUGAGGAGGCAGCUUCUGACGAGGAGGAUCUCGGAACUGAAUAUCUAAUUCAACCAGUUGGCCGAGCUGAAGAUGAAGAAGAUGCAAGUGACUUUGAGCCAAACAAUGAGAGUGAUGUGGAUGAAGACAUUGAUGAUGAAGAAGAAGAAGAAGAAGCUAAUGAUGAUGAUGCUGGCAGAGUUGAAGCCUCUUCCAAACGCAGAAGGCCGAGCACCGAUGGUGCAGUUAGGAACGGUGAGGAUGAUGAUGAUGAGAGGCCUUCGAAACGGUAGGUCAUUUGGCAUCAACUGGGCUUACUUAUGUGAACCCCAUGGCCUGAAAAAAAACUGACAUCUAAUGAAAUCCCACCAGAUUGUUGAAAGAAUUUUAUUAGACUAUGGAUUGCAAAGUCCUUAGUUUGAUGUUCUUCAGAAGUUUAAUUUGGUAGUUAAUUUCUUCCCGGAAUUGUUGAUUGUGUUUUCCAUUCCUCUGUUGUGUGCCAGGCUUUCCUGGUUUUUGGUUUUUAGUUUUGAUGUUUUCCUUAACCUUCCA